UUUCAUUAAACAAACAGGAGCGCCCGAAACCUGCGCCCGGUGCCAGCGGCGGCGCGGGCGGGAGGCGGAGGAGAAGGAAGAGCGCGGGAUGGCCGUGGAGGGGGGUCUGUGAUCCCCGUGCACUCUUCCUUCCCCCCGCCAGGCGCACCCGCUUGCACACACACACACAUACACACACACUCGCACAAACACAUCCCCGUACCCGCCCGCGCCGCGCGCUCGCCGGCUCGCUCUCCCACGCAGGCGGAAUGCAGCAGCGCCCCGGGCGCGCGUCUCCGGCCGCCGCCUGAAUGCACCUCACUCCGGGGCGCCGGCCGGCCCAGUAGGGCGCACGGGAGGACGCUCGGCCGCGGAAGCCUGGACAGUUUUAGAUGGUGGAGCCUUCUACAUGGUGUGAGAAAUGGCUGUGGGAAACAACACUCAACGAAGUUAUUCCAUCAUCCCGUGUUUUAUAUUUGUUGAGCUUGUCAUCAUGGCUGGGACAGUGCUGCUUGCCUACUACUUCGAAUGCACUGACACUUUUCAGGUGCAUAUCCAAGGAUUCUUCUGCCAGGACGGAGAUUUAAUGAAGCCUUACCCGGGGACCGAGGAAGAAAGCUUCAUCACCCCACUGGUGCUCUACUGUGUGCUGGCUGCCACCCCAACUGCCAUCAUUUUUAUUGGUGAGAUAUCCAUGUAUUUCAUAAAGUCAACCAGAGAAUCCCUGAUUGCCCAGGAGAAAACUAUUCUGACCGGAGAAUGCUGUUAUCUGAAUCCUUUACUCCGAAGGAUCAUAAGAUUCAUAGGGGUGUUUGCAUUUGGACUUUUUGCCACGGACAUUUUUGUAAAUGCUGGACAAGUGGUCACGGGGCAUCUCACUCCCUACUUCCUGACGGUGUGCAAACCCAACUACACCGGCGCGGACUGCCGGGCUCACCACCAGUUCGUCAGCAACGGGAACAUCUGCACUGGAGACCUGCAGGUGGUGGAGAAGGCGCGGAGAUCCUUUCCCUCCAAGCACGCGGCCCUGAGCAUUUACUCCGCCUUAUAUGCCACGAUGUACAUCACAAGCACAAUCAAGACAAAGAGCAGCCGCCUGGCCAAGCCGGUGCUGUGUCUGGGUGCCCUCUGCACAGCCUUCCUGACGGGCCUCAACCGCGUCUCCGAGUACCGCAACCACUGCUCGGACGUCGUCGCGGGCUUCACCCUGGGCACCGCCGUGGCCCUGUUCCUGGGAAUGUGCGUAGUCCAUAACUUUAAAGGAACGCAAGGGUCUCCUUCCAAAUCCAAACCCGAGGAUCCCCGUGGAGUGCCCCUAAUGGCUUUCCCAAGGAUAGAGAGCCCUCUGGAAACCUUAAGUGCACAGAAUCAUUCUGCUUCCAUGACCGAAGUUACAUGAGAAGGCUGAUGUGUCACACAAUGUUUUUUAAUCACCCUCCAAUUCGAUACUUCAAGACACACGGUUACUGAAUGUCAAACUGUGAAGACAAGUAUUAUGUUUAUCUAGUUAGAAGCUAAUGUUUUGUACAUUUUUUGUAUGAGGAAGUGAUGUAGCUUGCCCUGAAUUUUUUUUUGUCAGCUUUAAUAUAUUGAUGGCAGAAUUUUAAGACCAACAAAAUUUUCUUCCUGUUCAAGUGUGCAUUGAAGAACCAUGGUUGAUGUUGUUUUGUGAGAUUUGUACACAGACCUUCUUUUCUCCAUUUUAUAGACAGAAAUAAAAUUAAUAUAACAAUU
Molecule: messenger RNA, 1713 nt
Organism: Choloepus didactylus (southern two-toed sloth)
Lineage: Eukaryota; Metazoa; Chordata; Mammalia; Pilosa; Megalonychidae
Gene: PLPPR1
Product: phospholipid phosphatase related 1
Exons: 8
Coding region: 401-1378 (325 amino acids)
Biological process (GO): phospholipid dephosphorylation; signal transduction; phospholipid metabolic process
Molecular function (GO): phosphatidate phosphatase activity
Source: RefSeq, a predicted model, not a curated record